UGUCACUUGACGUUUCGGAUUUUACGCACGAAACCCCUUUGCUGUAUUCCCGCAAGUAUUAUGCUCUUGCUUUACGUUCAUUUCGCCUAGGCUUUAUUUGUGAAAUUCGUUGAUAUUUUGUCAAAAUAUAAUUUAAUUGAAAUGUAUGUUACAUUCCAAAUGCGAUAGGCCUGUGUGUGAGUGAGAGAUGAUACCAAAUGGUCUUUUCAGACAGAAGACGGCGAAGACCCGAUCCAUGAACUGCUUGAUAUCGACCUCGUUUUAUUUGUCAUAUUCUAUUCAAGGUUCUGUAUUCUGAUGUCGACAACAUGAGAAAGGCAUUCAUAAAACACGUCAAAAGGUUUCCGUGGCUUACCAACGUAACCCUCUACGGUUGCCUGUUUGCCGGUGGGGAUUUCGUUCACCAGUUGUUCUCGCGCAAUGACAAAAUAGACUGGAGGCACACGCGUAAUGUGUCAGUGGUCGCUUUCAGUUUCCAUGGCAACUUUAACUUCUUCUGGAUGCGGUUUUUGGAGCGCAGAUUUCCCGGGAAUUCGGUCAGGAUGGUUGUGCGUAAACUUUUCUUGGACCAGACCACAGCCGCUCCUCUGGCCACUAGUGUAUUCUACACAGGGGUGAGUUUCUUGGAGGGCAAAGAGGACAUUUUCCAGGACUGGAGGGAGAAGUUCCUGAAUACAUAUAAGACUGGACUCAUGUUCUGGCCAUUCAUGCAGUUCCUGAACUUUUCCAUGGUGCCUCUGUACAUGCGGACCACCUUCACAGGGUGCUGUGCCUUCGUGUGGGCCACCUUCCUGUGUUUUUCACGUCAGAGUGGGGACGGCACGGCUGACGCCGCCCUCGCAUGGAUGUUUACUCCAAAACAGGAUACGACGACAGAGCCUGAAGCGGAGAAACUAGGGCCCAAAGUGGACCACACAGGGCCAAAAGUGGACCAGACAGGGCCCAAAGUGGACCAGACAGGGCCCAAACUAGACACAGAAGGACCCAAACCGGAGAACCCAAGCUCCAAAGAGGAGACACAAACACCCACUGUUAAGCAGGACGACCAAGCACGAACAAAGGAGGUGGAGGCUAGUUUGAACAAGGGCGCACAAACUGACACAACACCUAGCCAGGAGAAGGGACCACAGACAAGCACUGACUCAAAAUGAAUCUCUGGUAGAUUCUAGUUCUAUAGAACCUUCAGAUAAGAAUACUGUCUAUUUAGGAAUCUUUUAUCUCAAAAUGUUCUCAUCUCGAAACGUUCAAUUCUAAUGUGCUAUGCUACUGCACAAGAUGUCGGCAAGAUGUCGGGUGUAACGGAAUGCUAUACCAAGAGGCUUUGUAUUUAUUGAAAUUGUUAUUGAUAACAAUUGAAUCCAGCAUUCUUAAACAAACCAUACUUGAACAUAGAAGUGCUUGUACUAGUUGAUAAUCAAUGCUCGAUAUAGAUUUUUGCUUGAUAUUAUUAUCCGUUAAAAAAUGUUUGAAAAGAUUUUCCAUUGCACGUCCUGAAUGAACAUAACUCUGAAAUGGCUCCUACGCAGAUGAUAUUCACAUCACAGAUCUGCUUCCCCUCAGAAUCUGCUUCCCCAAGCAGACAUCUGUGUCCACCCUCCUCCUCCUUUUCCUCCUCCUCAUCAAGCAGACGUCUGUCCACCCUCCUCCUUCUGUCAAGGCUCUCAUUAUGCGGACCAGUUGAUUGAUAAACAGAUGUUCAGGGUAUUGAUUAGGCAUUUGUUUUAAUACAAUUAGUGUGAUUACACUGGGUUAAUUAGAAUAUGUGUCUGGCUUGGCUCUGCCAAUGAUGACAGUGAAGCUACGUUGAUAGGGGAGCCUGGUAUUUCUUUUAAUAGUGAUUGUGGAAACUGGGGAGGAUCAAAUUGUACUGUAUGUCUGAAUAACUGGGAUUACAGUAGAUAUUGUGUGGAGAACGCUGAAACUACUGCUGUUGUCAUGAUAUAUAUUAUAUUUCCUAUCAUGUCUGUACAUGAUCCAACUAGUACAUAAUGUUUAGCAGGGCAUUAUGUACCUGUCGGUACUAUAGGGCUAUAUUCAAUUGUUUUUAUCUGUGGGAUCAAUCUAAAAACAUAUCUGUAUUUCUACUAGUACACAAUUGUUAUACAUUGUAAUAUGAUUAAUAUGAUAUUUCACUAAAUAUUUCGAAUGUAGGCCUAUUGGUGCACAUCAAUCCAAGUCUAUUGUGAGACUAACCUUGCCUCAGAUUAAAUAUAUUUAUUAUUGUAAAUUAAAAU
Molecule: messenger RNA, 2234 nt
Organism: Salvelinus fontinalis (brook trout)
Lineage: Eukaryota; Metazoa; Chordata; Actinopteri; Salmoniformes; Salmonidae
Product: mpv17-like protein
Exons: 4
Coding region: 309-1151 (280 amino acids)
Cellular component (GO): cytoplasm; membrane
Source: RefSeq, a predicted model, not a curated record